AAGCCGCCGAAGGUUCUGCAGAAACAUCUGCCCCAAAAAGCUUUGCCGAUGGUCGGAACAGUCAACAGAAGACAACGAAUAGCAUAAGCAAAGUGGUGAUCAUUUUGUCGAACUGGUUGUCGAACUGGUUGUCAAACUAAGGUAGAAAGACCUAUUGCUAUCAAGAAGGAAUUGAAGGAUCAGCGCAGCAGAGAAUCAAUCAUGAGUGGAGGUGAUGACGACAGCAAGAAGGAGGGCUCCCAGGCUGGAGAAUUGAUCCGCCAUGUUCUGUACGUGGGAGGCAUGGUGGCGUUGCACGCUGGAUUUGGUGCCACCGCUACCGUAGCUGGCGCACCGAGCAAGUGCCCUCUCGGAGAAUGGGCCCGCCAUGCCGUCUACGUUGGUGGAUUCGUUGCCCUAGCGAUCAAGGCUGGUAUGGCGGCCAAACCGGCCAUCAAGGACGAAGAGAAGGUUGAAGGCAAGGCAUGCCCCGUGAAUGAACUUUAUAGGCACACUGUUUACAUUGCCGGUAUGGUGGGUGUGGUGGCCUUGAUGAACUCCAGGAAGAAAUGAGUACUGAUGGACUCCAGGAAGAAAUGAAUAGAUGGAAGAAACAAUCACUUCACGGUUGCCCUUCGGUCGGUCUCACCAAACUACAUUUUAGAGUAACGGGUUACUUGGAAAUGGCACCAAUCACAGUUAGAAGUCGUUACAGUUGAACCAUUCUAUCUGCAUCUGUAUUUGCCAUGAGAAUUUACCCAAAACGAUACGUUAGACCUCAAUUGUAGCUGCUAU
Molecule: messenger RNA, 774 nt
Organism: Seminavis robusta
Lineage: Eukaryota; Bacillariophyta; Bacillariophyceae; Naviculales; Naviculaceae
Source: the annotation of a GenBank genome assembly